AUGGAGUAGUUAGUGAAUGACCAAUACUGGGCUUUGAUACCAUGGUGAUGUAUUAGGUAUAGCGGGCUCGCUUAGCAGAGGUCAUUCAUAGGUAUAUAUUGCAUAGUUAUGCUGAGUACUUAGAGUCUUAGUUAAUGUCGGAGUCUGCCUACAGGCAGACCUCCUGUCGGGUUUCUCCCACGCCUUUCUAGCUCCAGAGAUAAAUAGGCUGAACGAGUUGCUAGAGAAUCCAAGCUCAGCGAGCUUCGCUCCAGAGUCAAUAUAUUCUAUUUGUUUAUAACUUUUUAUCAUAUAUACUUAACUAAACAGAUAAUAGAAUAGUACAAGUCCCUCAAGACGCGUGGGAAAAUUUGCCACAGAUACAUGUUGCUGUCCUUAUGGAAGUUGGCAGCGAAUAUAAGAGGCAGGAAGAUAUAUCAAGCCGGAACUCGCCAGAUGAACUUUACGAUCCGAGCUAUGGCACCCUGUCUGGUUACAAUUUUGAGACGAAGCAGAUGUUCACUCGAUACCUGAAGCAGUCCUACCAGAGAUUCGAGAACGAUUCUGGACCACAGUAUGUCAUGGUGCGAGGAGUCGACAAGGAGGUCCUCGCUUGGAUGGAUAAUCGUCGGCGCACGCUUCCUCCCAUGCGGGUUUUCUACGAUGAGAUUUUUAAAAAUCUCAUCGUCAAAUUGGUUUCCAGUUAUCAUGAGAUCCUGCAUCAAAAUUUGAUGAACGCUAUUACCGCAGAACUUCAAAACAUGGGCAUCACCAUGCAGUAUUACGCUGUUCAAGGUGCUGGUCGCGUUCGCGGCCAGAACUCACGAGAGAAGGAACCAGACAACUCCUUCCGGCCUAUCAACACGCGUCCCAAGUUCAGUGACCUUCCAACCUUCGUUAUUGAGGUUGGAGUUAGCAAAACUCUUAACAACCCCCGGAACGACGCAUUCUUUUGGCUAACUCAGACCAACGACCGUGUUAAGAUCGUCCUACUUAUUCAUAGUUCUAGAGACCACAGUAUCGCCACCAGGCCUCUAGUCAUCACUAUGGAGGUAUGGCAAACCAUCAACAAUCCACGACCGCAUCGAGCAAACUCUGCAGCUCGACCCAGAAUACCUGUUAGAACGCAGACUGUGACGAUUACGAGGCAAGGCAAUGGACCGCCAGUUACAACUGGCGCACCGCUUCUACUUCCAGUCAAUGUUCUCUUCGAGUCCGUCCCUCCUUUUGUCACUCAGAGCGACGUCUCGCUUCCUGCUGUGGUGCUUGAAAUGUAUGCAAAUAUUAUUUUCAACUCCCUGCCAUAGCUUGUCGACGGUUCAGUUUGCCCUACCGGUCUUUGAGAUACGUUUCGAACCCUUUCAGGAUUCCGAUCUUCUUUCCUCCUCAAUCUGGGAACAUAUGUCCGUUUGUCCAAAGAAUAGUCGGGGAUUCAGGACAUCUUUCGGCUGGAAUGCCAGCCUGCUCGUGGCUGUGAGCGCCACAUUUGCCGUUGUGGGCUUAAUAUUCCUGCUGGUAUGGAUAGGGAAGAAAAUAGUGUAGAUCUGGAGGUUAUGUGUAAUAAUGGCUUUACAUUUAUUAGUGUCUCUCGGUCUCUCGUUCUUUGUGGACGAAUGGCUUUUAUCACAGAAAACACUACAUGUCACUUUCCAUAUCUACCUACUUACGCAAAACAAUACUGUCUUUAGACUAGACCG
This is a messenger RNA of Paecilomyces variotii, 1676 nucleotides long. RefSeq lists its product as hypothetical. Lineage: Eukaryota; Fungi; Ascomycota; Eurotiomycetes; Eurotiales; Thermoascaceae. Bases 378 to 1286 code for a protein of 302 amino acids. The record is from RefSeq and is a predicted model, not a curated record. The transcript is spliced from 2 exons.